Molecule: messenger RNA, 2751 nt
Organism: Hippopotamus amphibius kiboko
Lineage: Eukaryota; Metazoa; Chordata; Mammalia; Artiodactyla; Hippopotamidae
Gene: SLC39A5
Product: solute carrier family 39 member 5
Exons: 10
Coding region: 891-2600 (569 amino acids)
Biological process (GO): zinc ion import across plasma membrane; BMP signaling pathway; intracellular zinc ion homeostasis
Cellular component (GO): membrane
Molecular function (GO): zinc ion transmembrane transporter activity
Source: RefSeq, a predicted model, not a curated record
ACAAGAAGUCUGUGUGCCCCUUCCUCUGGGCGUCCUUCCUGUUUCCUGCUGUCAGGUAAUGCCAACCUCGACCCCCUGGACCAGUCCCCCCAGUCAGACUGUGCUCCUCGACCCUAAGCCAGGUCAGACCUCUGAGGAGAGCCCAGGUGCUCCUCUCCCCUCCCUACCAGCCCGUCCCCAGAGUUCUGGCUCUCACUCUUCCGGGAUGAGGAAGUGCUAAAAACAAUGUCUUCCCCGUGCCUCUGGGGUUGCCACUUCUCUGCCCCUUUACCCUCCUCUCCAGCUUAGGGACACCUGGGUCCCACUUUCCCAGGGAAUGUGGGGGUGGGGGGUGGAGAUGGAUGGAGCCCGAUGCCCUAGGUAAGGUGGGUGAGGUGGGAGUGCAGGCAGGGAGAGGCUACGGUGGUUCCGUCUGGGGUGGGACGUGUGUCAAUUGUUUAGAAAAACCACGGCCAGGCCCCGGUUCUGCUUGGCCAUGUGGCUUUUCCAGGGGCAGAGGGGGGCCCCUCCCUCCCCGGGGGCCCGGGCAUGACUGACCUUUGACCCCCACCCCAGAGACCCGUGAACCAUUAACUCCUCUCUGAGGUGAGCCUUCCCACGCUGGUGCCUCCCCCGGCCCCGCCCCCAGGCAGGUGGGCUGGGAGGGGGCUGGUCCGUCGCCGCCCUCCCGCGGACGCGGCCUCCAGUCCAUCCACCUGGGCAGCUGGAGGCUGAGCCUGGCUCCCCUCCGUGCCUCAGGAGCCUCCAAGUGUCCGCGACAAGGCCUCGUGGGGACCUGAGCUGACGGCCCUCACGCUGCCAGGGGGGGGCGCGGUCCUCAGGAUGUUCCGGGGGGAGUAGACGCUGGAACCGGAGCCUCUCACCCUGUCCCCCUGUCCCCCCCCCCGACCAUGGGGCCCCCAGUGGGUCCUCUGCUGGCCGGCCUGUGUGUGGGGGUGGCCCUGGGCUGCGUGGGGGGCUCAGCCCCCGCCCUGGGCCCCGCUGAGCAGGAGCAGAAGCACUACCUGGCCCAGCUGUUCGGCCUGUAUGGGGAGAACGGGACGCUGACUGCAGGGGGCCUGGCCAGGCUUCUCCACAGCCUGGGGCUGGGCCGCGUGCAGGCCCUCCGCCUGGGACACCACGGGCCUCCAGCGGGUCGGGCUGUACUCCCAGCUGGGAACCAUUCCACGCACAGGCCACAGGACCCCGAGCUGAGCGUGGAUGUCUGGGCAGGGCUGCCUCUGGACCCCUUGGGGUGGGGUGACCUGGAGGAGACAGAGGCCCCAGCACCACCCCAUGGGCCAGCCUCCUCGGGCCUGGACCUCUUUCACAGGCUUCUGCUGCUGGACCAUUCACUGGCUGACCAUCUGAAUGAGGAUUGUCUGAAUGGCUCCCAGCUGCUGGUCAAUUUUGGCUUGAGCCCUGCUGCUCCUCUGACGCCUCGUCAGUUUGCUCUGCUGUGUCCAGCCCUGCUUUAUCAGAUUGACAGCCGUGUCUGCAUCCAGGCCCCAGCUCCAACCCCCCGAGGGGAUCUACUCUCUGCCCUGGUUCACAGCACCCUGGCAGUCCUGCUGCUCAGCCUGCCUGCUCCCCUCUCUUUGCUGCUGCUGCGGCUCCUGGGACCUCGACUGUUGCGGCCCCUGCUGGGCUUCCUGGGGGCCCUGGCCGUGGGCACUCUUUGUGGGGACGCGCUGCUACACCUGCUGCCACAUGCGCGGGCCGGGCAGCAUGCUGGAUCUGGCGGGCAGCCAGAGGAGGACCUGGGACCAGGACUGUCGGCGCUCGGCGGUCUCUUCCUGCUCUUCGUCUUGGAGAACAUGCUAGGGCUUUUGCGGCGUCCAGGGCUCAAGCCAAGAUGCUGCCAGCAAAAAAGAAAGGACCUCAGAACUCCAAACCUGGACCCGGAGGACGGCAGUGGGAUGGCCCUUCAGCCACUACAGGCAGCUCCAGAGCCAGGGGCUCAGGGCCAGAGGGAGCAGGACGGCCAGCCCCCAGCAGUCCCGGCCCCUCUUGGGCACGAAGGCCACAGUCACGGAUAUCAGGGUGGCGGUGGCACCAAUAUCACGUGGAUGGUCCUCCUGGGAGAUGGUCUGCACAACCUCACUGAUGGGCUGGCCAUAGGUGCUGCCUUCUCUGACGGCUUCUCCAGUGGCCUCAGCACCACCAUAGCAGUCUUCUGCCAUGAGCUGCCCCACGAACUGGGUGACUUCGCAAUGCUGCUCCAGGCAGGGCAGCCCUUCCGCCGGCUGCUGCUGCUGAGCCUGGUGUCUGGAGUCCUGGGACUGGGGGGUGCAGCCCUGGGGGUGGGGCUCAGCCUGGGCCCUGUCCCCCUCACUCCCUGGGUGUUUGGGGUCACUGCUGGGGUCUUCCUCUAUGUGGCCCUUGUGGACAUGGUGAGGUGUGGGGCAGUGCAGAGAAACCAAGGGGAGCGGGGUGGGAGUGGAGGAGAGGGCAGGAGCAGCCCCUCCACCUCCACCGGUGGCCACCCGCAAGGGCGCUGGGCCACAGGCCUGCAAGCAUCUGAGAAGCAAGGGCGCGGGAAAGCUUGGGCGGGGGCCUGUGCAGGGUUGCUCACCGCUCCCUGUGCUGUUUCAGGACCAGAGACCAGGCCAGGAUCCUGACGCUGUUCUUUUCUUUCAGCUACCAGCCCUGCUCCGUCCCCCGGAGCCCCUGCCUGCGCUGCGCGUGCUGCUGCAGGGGCUGGGGCUGCUCCUGGGGGGCGGCCUCAUGGUCACCAUAGCCCUGCUGGAGGAGCAGCUGGCCGCGGGCCUC